Molecule: messenger RNA, 1995 nt
Organism: Prunus mume (Japanese apricot)
Lineage: Eukaryota; Viridiplantae; Streptophyta; Magnoliopsida; Rosales; Rosaceae
Source: RefSeq, a predicted model, not a curated record
AUGUUCUCUAAAUGUCGCUCAUCUUCAAUCCCCGCCGUCCAUUUCAAACGACCGUUACCUUUCCCGCUAACCCAUCGUCCAGUUUCAUUUCAAGCCAUUACAAACGCCCCAAACCACGCCGACCCAUUUCAUCAAACGAGCUCAUCUUUCUCUUCCAGUCGACUCGGAGCCUUCACGCAAGUUCCCCAGUCGACCCACUUCAAUGACCCUCACUCGGCCCAUUCCUUCUGCUCCAAUGCCCUCAAGGUUUCAGCCAAAAUGGGUUUUCUUCGUGAGGGAAAACAACUACAUGGGCAUGUUGUAAAGUUGGGAUUGUAUAAUGUGCAGUCCUUGCAAAUUCAAAUUUUGAACGUAUACCUUAAAUGCAAGGAUUUCAAUAAUGCACAGAGACUGUUUGGUGAAAUGCGUAAGAGAAAUGUGGUUGCUUGGAACACCUUGAUUUCUGGGCUUGUCAACUGUUGGGGUAACUAUGAGUCGAAGUUGUAUCUGGGUUUUUCUUACUUUAGGAGGAUGUUGUUAGAAGCAGUUGGUCCGGAUGAUAUAACAUUUAAUGGUUUGUUCCGUGUUUGCGUCGAUUUAAAUGAUGUUGAGAUUGGUAGACAAUUGCAUUGUUUUGUCGUAAAAUUGGGAUUUGGUUCAAAUUGCUUUGUGGGUAGUGCUCUUGUUGAUUUAUAUGCAAAGCAUGGUUUAAUUGAUGCAAGGUGUGCUUUUGAUUUUGUAUUGUACAGAGAUUUGGUUCUGUGGAAUGUGAUGGUGUAUUGCUAUGCUUCAAAUUCUUUGGCCAAAGAGGCUUUUGGGGUCUUCAAUCUGAUGAGGUUGGAAGGUGUUAAGGGGGAUGAGUUUACGUUUAGUAGCCUGCUAAGUUCAUGCCGUACUUUGGGUUCUUGUAAACCGGGAAAGCAGAUUCAUGGGAUUAUUAUAAGAGAGGCUUUUGAUUCAGAUGUUCUAGUUUCCAGCGCACUUGUUGAUAUGUAUGCGAAGAAUGAUGACAUAGGUGAUGCUUGGAAGGCUUUUGAUGCAAUGUCCAUCAGGAAUGUCGUUUCGUGGACCACUGUAAUCGUGGGCUAUGGGCUACAUGGAAAAGAGAAGGAGGCUAUAGGACUUCUGCGCGAAAUGUUUCGGGAACAUUUGUAUCCUGAUGAGUUAACUCUGGCUAGCAUUGUUAGCUCAUGUGGCAAUGUAUCAUCUGCCAGUGAACUUAUGCAAGUUCAUGCUUACAUGGUGAAGUUUGGGUUUCAUUUCUUCUCAUCAAUUGCGAAUUCUCUGAUAACUGCAUAUUCCAAAUGUGGUAGUAUUUCUAGUGCGUCUAAAUGUUUCAACUUGGUUGUUGAGCCUGAUCUAGUUACAUGGACUUCACUGAUAUGUGCUUAUGCAUUCCACAGCCUUGCCGAAGAAGCUACGGAGGUUUUCGAGAAAAUGUUAGCUUAUGACAUAAUGCCGGAUCAAAUUGCUUUUCUUGCGGUUCUUUCUGCUUGUAGCCAUGGAGGGUUGAUACAGAAAGGGCUUCAUUACUUUAAACUAAUGUCUAAUGACUAUCAAAUUUUUCCAGAUUCAGAACAUUAUACCUGUCUCAUUGACCUUCUUGGGCGAGCUGGUCUUCUAGACGAGGCUUUCAUGGCUUUGACCUCAAUGCCAAUCGAACCUGAUCCAAGCACCUUGGGAGCAUUCAUGGGGGCGUGCAAAGUCCAUGGAAACAUAGAACUAGCAAAAUGGGCAGCACAAAAGCUUUUUGCAUUGGAGCCAAACAAGCCUGUGAAUUAUACUCUCAUGUCUAACAUCUACUCUUCUCAAGGUCAUUGGGGUGACGUCUCAAGAGUACGGAAGAUGAUGAGGCACAGUUGUGAUUAUAAAGCUCCAGGCUGUAACUGGGUGGAGAUCGGCGGCGGCAUUUGUACAUUUGUUCCAGGUGAUGAAUCCCACCCACAAGCACCAGAGGUGUAUGCUAUGCUAGGGUUGUUGCUCAGGCUGAUGAAGGAGAAAAGUUUAUAUCUGUGA